AUGGCAUCCAGCAUUACUAGAUGUGAGAGGUCUUUACUAGCACCUGACAAAUUGCUGGAGAAACCCGUAUCGUUUAAAAGUGUCGAUCUCGGAACGUGUAGUGCUGUGAGCAACCCGCAUCAUCAGAGUAGUUUGCCUCGUCAGGCACAACCUACACUUGAACUGUCGCUUAAGGAGACCAGCUGUGCAGUGACACAUAUUACUACUCCCGGAAAAUUUCUACCUCAACCUGCGUGCUUGCCAAAUGCAACCGUUCUUUUUGAGGAUGUUCCGCAUAAUGCAAGUGGAUUUAAUCAACAAAACAAUCUAUCUGUUGAGCAACAAUCAGGAACGAAUGCGACCGCAGCUUCAAAUGAGCUGCCUACCGGUGCGGCUGUUCCACCAACCGGAGCAACUGAGCUGUUUGAUUUUUCUGGAGGUACAUCCAGUUCAUCACGAUGCGCGACAGUAACCCACAUUUCUACACUUGAUUGCUCGCCGAAAGAGUCUGAAGCAUACGACGGCAUCGAUACAAGUGCACCUAUGAGGAAAACAAUCCAACUAAAUACGAUUGUCCGACAGGUUGAAGUUAUACCUGAGUUAUUGCCGAAAAAUCCCACAAUAUUCGGUAGUGCAUCGUCGGAAUCGAUUGCUACCGUGGAGAACAAUAAUAAUAAUAAGCAUAUCGGAACUCAGUCAUCUACAAAAGGCAUAGAUUAUCAGCAUCCAUCAACGUCCAAGAAGCAACAUGGUACAGCAAAAAAAGAAAGCUUGUCCGCAUCAAAUAAAGUGACAGUACUUUCCAGCGAAAAUUCCCAAGUUGAUCAGCAUGUCAACCAUGUGCGUAAGGAUGCAGUAGUACCAGAAAAGAAACGAACCACUUCAUUAUCAUCGGGGGUGGAAGAAGAUGACACAGUGGUCGGUGACUUGGAGAAUGUUGCACCAAGUAUUUUUUUCACACCGAAUGGGCUCACGGAACUUCUAAAGCAAACAGACAUCGGCAAACGUUUACUAGAAAAUUCCAAAAACAUCUUGUCCACUGACAGUAAAAAAGAGCUCUCUUCCAUCAUUGCUGCCUACCACCUUGAUAGUUCCCGGAGUCACCCAGAUUCCAACAAACGGAAGCUUUCAAAAAUUAUGCUGGAGAAUUAUGUCAAUUGCAUAAAACUACGCUUCCCCAAAGAAUCAGCUGACAUGGUCUACUAUUACAUACCAGCAGCACCACCAGAGCGAAGAAAUCCCGGUGGAGCAAUCCAUCAAGCGUAUAAACGACUGAGAACCGCAUCAAGAGAACGCCAGAAACGUGAACAGAUUCAUCAGGAAAAGCUUGAUCAAAAUGAUGGAAAAUCUGAAGACGAUGCCUCGGUAUUAGAAGCAAUUAAAUGGCUUGAUCUUAAUGACGCGCCGUGGGAUUUAGUGCUUCAAAAGUGGAUUAAAACCUCGAAAAGACGAUUCACUGACAUUAAGCAGCUCAGAGGAAAUGAUAUUUUUAAGAAAUAUCGUCAUUAUGCCACUAACUAUGGAUUUCAGUUGAUCGACGAAGAUUUUCGUUCUAUGGGAUUUCAGGAGGGCAUACGUGGAUGGCCUAAAAUAAUUUCAAAAUUAAGACCAAUCUUUGUACUAAAGGUGAAGGAUCAAUAUUCACUUUCCGUGCUGGAACAUAUGAUUCGCGCUGAUACUUCUGAAGAUAUACAAAUCUGCUGUUUCAUGGUUUUACUAAAUUGUUGUGUACAACCAUGCAAAACGACAAAAACCUUCAAACCAGCUAUUUUGACGGCACAACCAGACAUAUUGCUGUUUGCUCCCAAUAUCGAUGAAGCAAAAGUAGUUAUUCAAGACUUGUUUGAAGCAUACCACGAUCAUAAAAUUCCGCCUUAUCCAAAAAUUGUCAUUAUUGGGCGUGACUUCCAAUCGUUUAGCAAUAAUUUUCACGUGGUUUAUGAUACCAUUCUCUAA
Molecule: messenger RNA, 1935 nt
Organism: Armigeres subalbatus
Lineage: Eukaryota; Metazoa; Arthropoda; Insecta; Diptera; Culicidae
Exons: 6
Coding region: 1-1935 (644 amino acids)
Source: RefSeq, a predicted model, not a curated record